AUGGAGACGCAGGCUCGCGCAUUGGAGGAGGAGGUGCGGCAGCUAUGCGAGCAGGAGCAGACCAAGCAGACGGCGCUGCUCAAGCAGCGCCUGUACAGCCGUGUGGGCCAGUUCCUGAUGGGAAACCUGGAUAUGCGCCACUGGUGGUGCGGCUACUCGCCGCUAAUGGUCUUCAUGAUGCGCGUGCUGGAGCUUUAUCCGUCUUCCGAGAGCGUCUGCGUCUUUUACAAGAGGAUGGAGCAGCAGCUCGGCUUCUGUCGUAAAUGUGUGGAUAUCUAUCACGCGUCUAUGCCGAGCGUCCACGUGGAACUGGAGUACGAAUUCACACCCGAGUCGAUCAAGGCAUUCUUCAUCAAACUACAAGGCCUGGAUGCUGAUCGGAUCCAGCGCCAGCUGACAGAUAAGUCCAUGGGCUUGGCUCUGCGGGAGACGUCGGAGACGGUGGCUCUCACACUGUACGAGGUGCUCACUCAACGACGACUACUAUCAGACUUUCGGGUGGUGCGGGUGCUGUCCAGGUGGGCUUCGUCUCGGUUUGCAGAUGUGAAAGUAAAUCAAGGCUUGGAAAGUCUUCGUGGCUGUGCUGGUCUGUAUCAGCUACUGGUGCUACCAGACCCUGUAGUGAGAGAAUGGGCACAGGAUAUGGUAAAACACUUCGGUAAAAUCCAGCUUACGGGCGAUAAUGGCGCAGACAAACACUUUCUCGAUGUGAUGGAAGAGUGGAUGUACGUACUGGAAAACGAAGCAUUUAACAAACCUGUGCUGUCGUUGGAGCUGAGAACGACAGAAGACCUCCAAGAUUUUUUGGAGCCGACAAAUUGUGUGAAGACUCCAACCAAACAAAAUUUGUGGUCAGCGCUGGACCAUGUCAUGCAGCAAAUGGACGUACACAGUUUGGAAACGAUGUUAGAAUCCUUCGACACGAUUCCAGAUUUAGUAUUCAACUUUCUGCAGUGCGCAGACCCAUCCGGAGACCAGACGAUCACGUUGGUGGUUUCCAAGUGCCUCGCUGUUCUUUUACGCUGUCUUGGGCAUCGGUUUUGGAAUCACUGCGUGCACUCUCCGGCGAUCGUGCUUGAUGUGAUAAUGCAGCAUUGUCGUCUCGAAUCGUGGCGUGUGUUUGUUACGAAGCAGUUUAUUGAGCUCCUACCACCGCUGCUUGUGGCAAUGCGACCGCCUCAAUCCAAUCAAGAAAAACUCGACUUUUAUCUGAAGGCGCGCAGCAAAAUCCUUCAGUUUUUAAUUGUUGAAGAUCUCCGCCCUAAACAUUUCAACACAACUGCCAUUGUCGCGAUGUCAAGAGCGACUUUCACCAUUUUAAACGACUGCUACGAGCACAGAAUGCCCGGGUCUGUGAAGAAUAAACGUGGAAGUGGACGAGAUGAAGGCGCGCUGUCAGAGUCGAUUUCUAUCGACUACUCUGUCUCUGAGAGUGCGUUUUGGUGGCCAUGCGGCUCGGAAUCGGGAGGAAAAGGCAACGUGCAGCUGGAGAAGCUGUGGAUGGAUCACCUGCUCAACAUUGUUGUCAGACCUACCAAUGUCGAGUCUCUAGUGGACUUAGCAGCAGAGACGACCGCUCUCAUACUGAGCAAACAUCUACAGCUUGCUCGAGAUGUCGUGUACUCGAGUAUUGUUGCGAACAAUGACGAGAAAGCAGCAUCGAUUGAAGCUGUGACGAAGGGGAAGCCGAUCAUCACUGACUUACUGAGAAAGCUAUGCGCGUGGAGUACGGUCACAACGAUCCCACUUCAAGUUCACGGAGCACUUUUCGAGUCCAUUGGAGGGAUUUCAGAACUACUGAACGGCGUUGAAGCUCAAACCAACUCCAGUGAGCAGCUGAAAGACAUUGCCGACAAUUUACGUAAAUACGAGACCCAGACCCAGCAAUAUCUCCAUCGAAUAUGCGAGGAAGUGCUGCUGAAGGGCUUGGCCAACCCGUUUGGCUUUCCCGUGGUGUCUCAGCACAUCAGUGCCUGCUACUUGAGUCCGACAAGUGCUGUAGACCAGCAAGUGAAGAGACUCAUUGGCAAAUAUGCUGUUGACAAGAAAAGACCGACGCAAGUGCCUUCUCCACUGGAGGCUCUUCUCAUUUCAGUUUAUCGGAAUGCCGAGGCCUUUUUACGCGGCCAGCUUUCCAUGCUGCAGUCCAUGCGUCUGUACGGUUUCUCGCAUGCCGUCUGCUUGCCUGCCGUGAAGAAGCUGAUUUUUGUGUGGUCUCGCGUCUACGACAUUAUGGGCGGCGAUCUGGAGAAAGUUUUCCAAAAGGCGUCGAAUGCCAAAGCCGCGGCCUCAUCAUCGCACCAAGUGACGGACACUGGUAUCGCUGCGGCACACUUACUGAAGCUUCCCAACUUGAUCAAUGACUUCUUGAUCGCACUACUGACAGCCUUGUUUGACCGGAAAACAAAACUCACGGUGGAGAUCACGGAAGCAACACGCGUGCAAUGUCUCGACUUCGGGAUAGCGUUCUGGAAGUUCUGGACGUCCGUGUUGAAAGACGCGAGUGUGUCCAGCAAGCGCGUGACAGGCAUCAUCAGUCCGUUGGUUGAGUGCAUUGCACGGGGUUCGUCGUCGGAGAACAAGCGAGCUGCUGAAUUGUUGAUGACGGUGUUGGGAUGUCUUCUGAAGGGAAGUACUCGUCUAGAUGAAGCCACUCUGUCCAUGAUCGACAGCAUCAAGGGCGAGGCAGCAGCGAUUGAGUCCAAGCAGUCCACUGACUUUGGUCGGAUGACAAAGAAGUUCCGACAACUUGACCAAACCUCCAGUUUUUUCACAAAGCGCUCGACCGAAGCAGCAGGCGUAAAGGACUUUGUGGACUUGACGUCACGAGCGAAAACGAAGCUCCCGCCGAAGCCCAAGACUUCUGCCAGUCUGUUUAGUUCUCGACCCAUGAGCGGGAAGUCCGCCGCUAGAGCUCCAAGCAACGCGUUAGUGGACCUCACUGGUAUCGAAGAAGUAUCGAACGAAGCAGCAGCUCGAAAGCAGCACAGCUUUUACUCUGAAGAAGAGUACCGCUUACCUCCAAAGAGAUCACCUUCGGCCAAGGACCAGGCUUCGAAAGCAAAGACUCCGUUUGAUAUGGCGCAAGUCAUAAAGGGGAUGUCGUACUCGCAUCCAGGCUCAAACAAGGUAGUACAACAGCGAUCGAGACAGCAGACUGACGCCAAUGUGGAAGAGCAGCCGGAAGACGAGGAAGAAGAUACGGAUAUGCGCUUCGCCGCCCUGUUCCAUCGGAUCAAAACUACGCGAAAGCCUAUCGCGGUUUGCUCUCUGUUGCCAUUUUACCGCCAGCUGCUGCAAGUUUGCAUGCCUGUCCUGUUGUCUGGAGAGUUCCAAAAUGAGCGAUCUGAUAAAGAGCUACAGGCACCCGGCUUAAGCUUCAAGAAAAGCGCCGACUAUGUCCGAGCGUUCCUUCCGCUGAUGGUGGAAGAAUGCAACAACGAAGUUCAAGAGGGACUUCGGAAGUGUUCUUACGGGAAUGGAGGACAUUUACUGCGCUACGAGUCCGAAAAGCCUCGAGAAGGAAUGCGAUGCAUUAGCUUUAGUAUUGUUCAGAAAGACGAAGGAUUACUUGCGAGCUCUCAAUCGAAAUUUGGUGGCAAGGGGCGACGAGGCUUCCAUGAGAAGCUGUUCCGGAAUGGUGACAUAGUCCUCGUGCAGAUUGCGGUGGGGAGUCAAAACCAGAGCGGAUUUAUGGGGAAACGCGAGUUUUUGGGGGUCAUUUUGAUCAGCGAGACGGAAAAAGGACGGAGACAGACUUCCUCGACGAAAAAGAGCAGCAAGAACGAGGAAGAAGAGUCCGUGAACGUGCUCUUCCUGAACGAUGGAGAGCUGGACAAUGCAACGGCAAGUGUGCGCUCAUUUUCAACGGAAGUGCUGGCAGCUAGCGCCAUCGCCGACACGGAGUGGAAGGUGAAUCCACUCUGUAAUUUGGUCACGUCUACGCGUGAGUACAUCGCGCUUCGGUCCGUUGACAUGCUUCCUGAGCACUUGAGAACAGCUAUUCUGACCCCAGAAACAUACAAAUCGACGCAAUCAGAGCUGAUUACCAUCACGUUCGUGCUGGAUAAGCUACGUGGGGACAAAUCAAGCGAUAGCUGUGCAAAGAUCGUGAAGCUUCUCAAACGUUUAGGCAAGAUGGACGUGAUGCUGACAGAUUUAAGGUCUACCAGUAUAGGAAAGGCUGUGAACAAGCUGCGCAAGCACGAUGAUGCCCAAGUGAAGGCUCUUUCCUCCAAACUGAAAGAGAAAUGGACUGAUCUCAUGGACAAGAAGGACGCCCUGGAACGUGCCCCUCGCUUUUUAUCACCCGAACUAUGGGAAGCCAUCAAGCCUCAGUACAAUUCAUCUCAGCUGCAGUCCAUCCACAGUGUGCUGAAUAACUACAGCAUGGGUGUAUCUCUCCUUCAAGGACCUCCUGGUACUGGCAAAACGAAAACGAUAAUGGGUCUGCUGAGUGGUUUGCUGUCAUUGCGACUACCAGCUACUGCAGUGAUGCCGAUGAUAAGCUCCAAAACCAGUCCGAACGCUCAAGGGGGAGACUUCACGAACUUUGAGGCUGCGCGGUCUCGUCGGGUAAAGACUGACCAAUCUAGCGGACCGUCACCACGUGCUGAAGUGACGACGUUUUCUUUGAGUGGAGUCACGUCUGCAUUGGGGAGUAUCCUUCGUCGCUCCUCCGAUGCUUCCUCUUCCGGACCGAGUCGAACAUCCAUUCAGGCACUCAAGAACGUCCAGUCUUCACGCAGUCGAUUGGAGAACAAGUUGUCGUCUCGGACACACCAAUCAAGCUCAAACCUUGUAGUGAAGCGCCGUAUUAUUUCACGAGCAGCGUCGGAACGUUCGGCGAGUCGAACGAACAACAUUCUUCUUUGUGCGCCAUCCAACGGCGCAGUGAACGAACUGGUGCUUCGAAUCGUGACUGACGGACUCAUGGAUAGCUCUGGAAACGUUAUCAAGGUCCGAGCGCCGAGUGUGCAUCCAGAGGCACUGUCGGAGGAGUUCAUCUCCAUUGUCCGUCUCGGAAAUGCUGGCGAAGACGCAUCUGAAGUUGUAAAUUCUGUGUGCUUGCCGCACAUCAUUCGACGUGAAAUGGCCAUCCACCCGAAGGCAAUGCAACUGCACUCGCUCCAAGACACGCAACGACAGCUACGCAGCUCGAUUCGUGCCUUUCACAACAAAGCAGAAGAGGAUAAUGGGCAAAAGAAGGACCGAAAAGCGCUAGCCAAGAUGCACCAACAGCUUACGGAAUGCUCGGGCAAGAUCCGACGCUUGCGCGAUGAAGUGACUACGAUUCGAGCGAAAAUGACCGAGACUAUUCUGUCCAAGGCGAGCAUUAUCGCUUGCACGCUGUCAAAGGCCGGUAGUGGCGAUUUCUCGGAGCUCAAGCACGGCUUCGACGCCCUCAUUAUCGAUGAAGCAGCGCAGGCAGUGGAGCUCAGCACUCUUGUCCCCAUUCGGGAGCGAGUAGCGCGAGUUGUCCUGGUCGGCGAUCCGAAGCAACUGCCUGCUACAGUGAAAAGUGUGGUCGCAGCAAAGGCGCGAUACGAUCGAUCGUUGUUCGAGCGGAUAGCGGAGAGUGGAGUGGCCCCAUCGAUGCUUCGAGUGCAGUACCGAAUGCACCCUUUCCUACGGGACUUCCCGUCCAGGAGGUUCUACGGGGGAAUGCUAACCGAUGGACCCAGCGUUAUGGAAAGAGUCCAGAAGGUUUGUCCUGGUGUUUAUGCACGUACAAGCUUUCAACCUUUCCUGCUGUACGACGUUGAAAACUCACGGGAAGAAGACAUGAAUGGGUCCAAGUACAACCGAGUGGAGGCAGCAUUCUGCGUCAGUUUGUGUCAAAACAUGUUCGAAUGCUGUGCAGACGUGCGCAACAACAAGUGGAGCGUAGGAUUUGUGUCACCUUACAAGGAACAAGUGCGUGUACUGCGCCAAGAAAUCACUCGAUCGGGGAUCCCAGCGAGCGUUUCGAUCGAAGUGAACACGGUGGAUGGCUUCCAAGGUAGGGAAAAAGACGUGAUUGUGUUUUCGUGCGUUCGGUCGUCCAAGCGCGGUGGAAUUGGAUUCUUGCGAGACAUCCGACGUCUUAAUGUGGCUAUCACGCGCGCUCGGUUUUGCUUGUACGUGGUUGGCAAUGUGAAUACGUUGGUGCGGGAUGAAACGUGGGCGGCUCUAGUCAAGAGUGCUCGAGAUCGCAGACUUAUUAUUCGAUCGGAGGGUGACUCUUUUCCUGCAGUGGCGAAAAGACUUGAAAGCGACAAGUAUCGAGAGUUGGCUGCACAUUACAAGGCGAUGCACGACAAAGCAGCCCUUAAGGCUGUUGCUACCGCGAAGCCGACCAAGGCAAGUGCGGUGACGAGCCACAAAAGACCCGCGGAUGAUUCUCUGAGUGAAGCGAGUUUCAAGAAGCCUCGCAUAACUGAGACGGCUCCACCCACUGAAGCCGACUUGCGAGGUCAAUACGAGAUCCGAAGCUUUCGAGAUCGAAGUAGCUCAUCGACGCUAGGUUCGCGUCAGCGUGAAGGCCAUUCCCACGAGAGAGCUACGGAGCGCUCAUACGACAGGGAGCAGCGUAGGUCUCAGUACUCAAACUCUUCCAGUAGACGUGACAGCAGAUCUCGUGACUACAGAAGCUCGCACGACCGUGAACGAGGCGACAGUAGAAGCGAAGGCACAAAUAGCCGAUUCCAUACGGAUGAUCGUCGUGACCGCGAUAGCCGAGGCAAGUACCCACCUUCAGAAGGACGAAGCGCUUCUCGAUCUCCAUCCGCGUCGCUCGUAGUGCCGCCGUCAAUCUCUGAGAAGGAGUUCUGUCAGGCCAAUGAGCCUGCUCCUCCGUCGAAACCAGACCGUAUGCGGUCCAGCACUCCAAGGACGACAGGCAAACGACCGCAUCCCGAGUCGAGGUACCCACCCCCGCAUCCUGAUCGUCGCGAUCGCGUCUCGUCAAGUAGGAGCAGCUAUCUGUCCAUGACGAAUGAACCAAGAUCACGUAGAAACCACAACAGCAAUGCCAAGACUCCUACCGGUAGGAGCACCAACGUGCUGCGGAACAUCAUCGGCAGUGCUAAGAACCUGGCCAAGUCCACGUCGCGUGUGAACAACAAAACCAAUCCCCGAAGCUCUGAGUUCUCGUAA
Phytophthora infestans T30-4 is the source of this 7137-nucleotide messenger RNA. Its product is annotated as ATP-dependent helicase, putative. Lineage: Eukaryota; Oomycota; Peronosporomycetes; Peronosporales; Peronosporaceae. The record is from RefSeq and is a predicted model, not a curated record. The transcript has 12 exons. Gene Ontology annotation, molecular function: helicase activity. Bases 1 to 7137 code for a protein of 2378 amino acids. Gene Ontology annotation, cellular component: nucleus.